Micropterus salmoides (largemouth bass) is the source of this 3695-nucleotide messenger RNA. RefSeq lists its product as uncharacterized. The record is from RefSeq and is a predicted model, not a curated record. The coding region runs from base 2478 to 3401 and encodes 307 amino acids. The transcript has 2 exons. NCBI's taxonomy places the organism in Eukaryota, Metazoa, Chordata, Actinopteri, Centrarchiformes, Centrarchidae.
AGUUCCUGGAGAGGCGGAUAUUCACUCUGUCAGUGGUGUGGGGAUGGUCUCUCCUGUGCAGCAGCGUAGAUAUGACUAUCUUGCUGGUAGGGAAAUUGGUGGAAGCUUGCUCAAUGACUCUCCUCAGGGAGUCUGCCCUGUUGGGACCUUAAAUCGUUGGUGCCUGUAUGAAUGAUGAUGUAGCUAGGUGAGCCUAGCUCAGGCACUGUUAACAGCUCUGGUGUUGGGGCACCAGAUCUUCUCCGUUCUGUGCCUUGGGAAUAAGGUCUUUUCAUACAGGAACUUUCCAUUAGAGUCCAUGAGGAGGAUAAUGUCAGCUCUUCUGCCUGUGUGUGUUUGUUCAGACUCAGCUAUCGGGUCUCGAUGUGGAGCUGUGGUGGUGGUUUCAGGUCUGGAGCUCCUGGCUGGAGGCUGGCUAGAGGCCGGGCCUUGGACAGGUGUAGGGGUGUGACUGGCGUCUUUGCUUGGGAAGUGUGUAGGGAGGCAGCUGGUUGGUACGGGGGGGGGCUUACCUCAGUGGUAUUUGCGCUGCGGCCAACUAGUCUCGUGCUACCCAGACUCUGUUGCAGCUGCGACAGGGAGCUAAGAGCGUUGCAGACUUUUCAGUGGAAUUUCGCACGCUGGCAGCAGAUUCUGGGAGAAACAAUGAGGCUUUACAUGGGGUAUUUCAAAAUGCCUUAAGUGAACAACUAAAGAACGAGUUAGCUGCACGUGAUGAGACCUCUGUUUUUGACUCUCUGGUUUCUCUUGCUAUCAGGCUAGACAACCGCGUUCGGCAGCGACGCAGAGAGAAAGCUAACCACUUCCUUCCACUCAGCUACCCUUGUUCUUCUGCGCCGCCUCCCGCGAGGGUGGAGAAAUGGCCUGACUCUGGAGAGCCGAGGGCUGAAACGAAAGAACCCUCUAGUGAGGAGCCCAUGCAAUUGGGCCGAGCCCACUUUAUCUUCCAUGGAAUGCCUCUGCCAAUUCAGAGCAGGUGAGUGCCUGUAGAGGGUUAGGGUUAUAUCAUCCUCCUUGUUUCCCUCACAGGAGGAGGAUAUUCCCAUCCCAUCUAUCCAAGUGCACCUCCAUCGCUGCCGUAAGAUCUGGAGGGUUGCUCGCUCUGCCCUUCUCCGCACCACUGAAAACAACCGGUGCUUGGCAGAUUGGCACAGACUCAGGCUCCCCAUUACCUUCAAGGUCAGAAAGUUUGUCUCUCCGCUAAGAACAUUCCUUUAAAGACCGAAUCCAGAAAACGGCCCCCACGUUUCAUUGGUCUGUACGAAAUUGAUAAAAUAAUUAGCCCAACUGCUGUCAGGCUGAGGUUGCCGAGAACUAUGAGGAUCCAUCCUGUCUUCCAUGUCUCACAAAUAAAGCCAGUCCUUUAUGCCCUCCGGCUCCUCCCCCUCCUCCCAGAUCGUCGAUGACCACCCGGCAUACUCGGUUAGCCGGCUCCUGGACGUCCACCACCAGGGCAGGGGGUUGCAGUAUCUGGUGGACUGGGAAGGGUAUGGCCCUGAAGAGCGUUUGUGGAACCCAUGGUCUUUCAUUAUGAAUCCUCGGCUCAUCGGCCUGGUGGGUUCGCCCGGAGGCUCCCCUUGCGGGGGGUACUGUUAUGAGUCUGCAGUUCUCCUCUCCUACCCCAUGUGUUUCUGUUCUCCUCCCUCCUAGUGUCUCCUGUUAGUCUCCCUGUCUGUCUCUCUGUGUUGUCUGUGUGCCUGUUUGGGGCGUGGCUUCUCAGUCUGUGCCUGGCUCUCCACCUCCUCCUGCACACCUGAUCUACAUUCCACUAAUCAAGACUCUGCAGUAUAUCAACCCAGUUCUUCACCUCAAUCGUCGCCAGAUCGUCAGCUCACCUCAGUGGAUCACUGCCUGCCUGGAGGAUCUGCCAUCUGUCAAGCUCAGCUCACUGCCCGCCUGGAAAUUCACUCGCUGGUCUCCAUUCCCUGGUAUGCCCCCUGCUCAGCUCUCACGCCUUGUUUCAAUAAACUUUAAAUUCCUGGAUUUGAACCUGCCUUGAGUCUGCUUUUGAGUCCAUUCACCUAGUCUGCCAUAACAGAUCAUUCCUCAGCGCUGUAGCUCGUUUAAUCUUGAGAAGCUGCAGAGCUGGAAGCUCUAUUCAUUAUCACUGUAACUUACACUGUACAUUUACAGCUGACCCUUUUCACUCGGCUCGCCUUGCCAUCUCGAAAAAUCGACUUUACUAAUAGGACACAACUACUUUAUUAAUCCCACUAGGGGCAACUAGUUUAAAGCAACAUGUUUGCAAAAACAAGUGCAAAACACUAAACAGUGUGUGGAACUGCCAUAAGCUGUUAGAUAGAAACACUGCAAAUAGUGGGGAGUAAGUAUGGCUUUAGAUAAAAGGUGUGUUCAUCAUGAUGGGUGUAGUUCUUAACACCCAGGUUUGUUAUGUUUCUCUUCUUCUGUAUAUUUGUCACUUAUGUGAGAGGGAAAAGAGAAAAGGAAACGAGAGGCAAGUGCCACAAUGAUCUAAGAUGGCCGCUGGUAUGGCAGGCAUGGUAACGGCUCUUCUACUAUACACUCUAAUUUUGGGUUUCAUACCAUCUAAAGUUGGUUUAGACCUUAAACAUGCUGAAAACAAGCAACAACUUUUUUCCAAUGGGAAAAUAUAUUUCAGCAGUAUGGAUCUAACGUUACUUCUUAAACAAACAAUCAAUAACAAGCCAAGCAUUGGUUAUGGGAAAUACCUUGUGGCUAUGACUUUCAUUUAUCCUCAGCUGUACAAACAAUUACAAAAAAAAAAAAAAAACUAUGACAAAUUCACGACUACAAUGGACCAACGCACUGCUCAUCACAAUCUGUUUAAUAUACAUCCAUGCCCAGGACCGCACCGCGUCACACUGGAGGGGAGGCCUGGAGAGGAGCAUACUACUACAGUCCUACAGGUAUGCCCGUUGUAUGAUGUACUACAGUGUGGUCCUGUACUUUCUAACCUUCCCUGUCCGUCGCCCUCGUUUGGUGCUGUCGCGGAUGGGGCGCCGGGGAGAUGUGCUGGUGCUGGGGUGCAGAAGGUGGUGGAUCGGCGUGCACAGGUUUCUCGCGCCGGCGUGGCUGGAGUGCGGCGUGUCCUCGGAGGAUCAGGGGGGGCGAUCCCACGGAGCGAUGACCUCGCGGGGACAUCGGGUGGACCACAUGUUUCUGCUGGGUUGGCUAGACCCCGGAGCUCUGAGACAAUUUCAAGAACGUGCGCUUCACAUGUCCCCAUAGUAAUGCAGAAUGUAAACAGAAAACGGAUAAAUCCAGGGAUUGCAAAGAACAGGAAGUGGGAGGUGUUUCAGACUGUCAAUCAUUCGCGAACAGUAUGGGACCCUAGGGCUAAACCAAAGGGACUUUUAGGUGGUCAUUUAAAUAUUAGAAGUUUACUGUCUAAAAGUGAGCAAAUACAGCAGGUGAAGUAACACCUAAAACACUGAUGAGGGUGCAAGUAUGUGUACACUUUGUCACGGUCAGCCAUGGUUUUCAUUCACUUUCGGCAUCAUGCACCACCAUGCACCUGGAACCCUUUGAGGUUGGAAGUCAGAAGUUUCAACUGGGAAAAAUCCCAGUUACGACCAGUCUCGAACACGCCACAACUUCGUGACGUCGGGUGUAACUUCCCCGUUAACUCGUACUACGAAAGGUGGAUAGGUGUUACCCAAAGUCUGUUGCCAUGACAAUUUCCCCCGCAUCUCUGAACUGCUCUGAGCAGGUUU